Plasmopara halstedii is the source of this 189-nucleotide messenger RNA. RefSeq lists its product as uncharacterized. The record is from RefSeq and is a predicted model, not a curated record. The transcript has 2 exons. NCBI's taxonomy places the organism in Eukaryota, Oomycota, Peronosporomycetes, Peronosporales, Peronosporaceae. Bases 1 to 189 code for a protein of 62 amino acids.
AUGCAUGUCGAGUUGGGUGUUUCUAGCGCUGACUUUCCUUGUGUUCAUAAUGAAGAGUGCGCGGUGCUAUUUACGGUUGAGUUCAGCGCAGGAGUGGAUAUAACGGCGUACUGGCGGCGUACUCACAGUCCAUUUCCGGCGGAGGUAGCAGUGCCUUGGAUGCGGAAGUUUCCUGGUUGUGGUUCAUGA